Geodia barretti is the source of this 1418-nucleotide messenger RNA. The record is from the annotation of a GenBank genome assembly. NCBI's taxonomy places the organism in Eukaryota, Metazoa, Porifera, Demospongiae, Tetractinellida, Geodiidae.
CCUCACCGCAUCCUCAAGAAAUACACUGUCGUUAGCCUUGUAAUUGCAGGAGUCAAGGUUUAUCCACCUCCUCAGUCAGCAGCAGUCUCGUCAACUGGUCCUGGACCUUCAGCUGGUGGUGCCGCUGUUUCUGUUGAGAAAUCACCUCCUCAACCCAAGACAGAGGAGUCUCAUCUCUCACCAGAAGAGGAUUACCCCUUCGUUGAGAAGCCAUCACAGGAUUUCUUCUGUCCAGUGACGUUGGGUCUGCUGCUCCAGCCUCACCUCACGUCAUGCUGUGGUAAACAUUUCUCAGAGGAGUCUGCCACCAGAAUACAGGGAGAGGGAGGACCAUGCCCACUCUGCAAGGCUCCUGACUGGAGUACCUUUCUGGACAAACACGUCCGUCGACAGGUGAAGGAGCUUCAUGUGUUCUGUCGUCACAAGGAGAAAGGCUGUGGGUGGAAAGGAGAAUUGUCUGACUUCACACAGCAUGUCUGGUCUUGCCAGUUCAGAUAUAUACAAGUCUCUACCCAGGGAAGAACAGAGCUCCACGAUGCUGCUGAGAGAGGAGAUGUGGAGGCGGUUGAGAGACUCCUCUCCACUUCUGUCAAUAUCAACUCCAGGACUGAGGAUGUAGGAGACACUGCUCUACUGGUAGCCUCUCGUAGAGGUCAUGUUGAGGUUGUACGUCUGUUGCUCAAGGCUGGGGCUGCAGUCUUCAUUCCUGACAAGUGUUGCAGGACUCCACUGUACUGGGCUUCAUUCUAUGACCACAGAGCUGUAGUGGAGCUACUAAUAGAGAAUGGAGCUGAUGUCAACAUCUGCAAUGAGAAUGGUCACAGUCCACUCUUUAUUGCCAGUCAAAAGGGACACACUGAGGUGGUGGAUGUUCUGGUGAAAGCUGGAGCUGAUGUCAAUCAGGCAACAACCAAGAAUGGUUUCAGUCCACUCUAUGUUGCCAGUUAUAAUGGACACUCUGAUGUAGUGGAGAUUCUGCUAGAGGCUGGUGCUGAUGUCCAUCAGGCCACCACCAAGGAUGGUUCUGUUCCUCUGGGGAUAGCUGCCCAGGAGGGACAUACUGAGACAGUUCAGAGACUGUUGGAGGCAGGAGCCAUUGUCAACCACCAGAACAAGGCAGGAACCACAGCCCUGCUCUUUGCAGGAUGGAAAGGUCACUCGGAGUUGGUGAAACUACUGCUAGGAGCUGGGGCCAGAGACAUUCCUGAUAAGUUUGGAGAGACUGCUCUGAGCCUGGCCAGAGCCAACAACCACAAUGAUGUGGCUUGCAGUAUCUACUGCAACACCAGCCAAAGUGAAAAGUAGACACUCUAGCACUGUUACAAAAACAUACGUAGUUAUUACAUAAUUAUCUUGACUCUUUAUAAUAUUGUGUUUAGCCUGUUUAAUAUGUAUGUAGAUGAAAUAAUUAUUUCAUC